UUAAAUUCGAAGCAGUUGCCACCAUUUCUAUUGCGCUGUUGUUGCAUUGUCUUCCCUGAGCACAAUACAUUACUUUUACAAUUGAUAUCGACACACAGUGUGAGAUUUGGUGACCAUCGUGAUUGCAGCUUUUUCCGACAAAAUGUUCCACCAACGAGUCCCGACGCCCACCGUGACCACCGUUAUGGUGUCGCCCAAGAUCUUCAAGUUCUCGCCGGAAUCGCUGGCCGCCGUGGACGUGUCGUUCGAGUCGUACAAGCAGCAGUCGAAACCGCGCAAGCGCAGCUUCUCGCCGAUCGUCCACGAGCAGAAAAUGCGAUCGCCCAACAUCUCCCCGAUCGAAAUCAGCAGCAAGACCAAGACGACGACGACGACGUCGAUCCGGAUGACGCCCCGGCAUGUCAACACGCCACGGCCAAAGGACUUUAAGCGGCCCAUCGUGCCGAAGGUGCUGAUCGACACCAGUAAGCUAUCAACCGGCAUGAUGACGGCCAAGGAGCAGCGGAACCGCAGCAUCAUCCUGGGUACGCCCCUGGCCAAGCGGCAGCUCGAACAUCGCAUCACGGUGGCCAACAUCUUGCGCGAUCUGGACCUGGCCCGGUACAUCGACGUGAUGGUGCGCGAGGAGAUCGACCUGGUGGUGUUCCUGACGCUGUCCGAGGACGACCUGCACACGAUCGGAAUCGACUGCCAGCGGGACAUUGAGCUGAUUCUGGGCAAGGUGGCCGAGCUGAACAGCUGUCUGUGAAGGCGGUUUUUACUUUUUUGAAAAUUAGUGUUAAAUGUUUUCAUUUUUUAUACUUACGUACGAAGAUUGUGAUGCUUGAACUUCUUAUUUGAUGUGUUGUGUUGUAAUUAGGUAUUAGAUUUAUGAAAAUCAUUCAAUGUUUUCCGUCUUAGUAGUGCUAAAUAAUUUAACAAAUACAAUAUGAUUCGACUGAUAA
Messenger RNA from Culex quinquefasciatus (southern house mosquito), 944 nucleotides. RefSeq names its product ankyrin repeat and SAM domain-containing protein 6. The coding region runs from base 143 to 748 and encodes 201 amino acids. The transcript is spliced from 3 exons. Gene Ontology annotation, molecular function: protein binding. The record is from RefSeq and is a predicted model, not a curated record. Lineage: Eukaryota; Metazoa; Arthropoda; Insecta; Diptera; Culicidae.